CCUUUAGUUACCAGUCGUACAAAUUUGUACGAUUUUGGCCCUGACAGCCAUUUUGAAUUAUUAAUAUCAGACCUGGUUACUCAGGCAGGAGCUGAGUGUAUUAUGGGAAAGUUAAAUGCUUGGCAUUCAUUUUGAAAUCGUUUUCGAGUAGUUUUAGUGACUUCAACAGCGUUUUUGAAAGGGAAGGAGACAUUUGUUGUGUACGUGGCUUUUAAAAAUGGCGUCCGGAAGUAUUCCUCUAGCUGAGGUGAUAAGAAAAUGUGUUAGAGGUGGUUCCGAUGAUGAAAACUCCGAUGAAAGUGAAGGUGACAUUUCAGAAUGGAGUGAGGAAAGUGAAGAAGAUUUAGGUUAUGAGGAACGAGAGGCUUCUGGCAGCAGUGAGCACAAUUCAGAUGCGAGUGAAGUGAAAAAUGACCCUGCAAGAAGUCUGCAGUGCAGUGUGAAGUUUGUAAAGUUCCACUUUGUGUCAACAAGCAGAAGUCUUGUUGGAAUAUGUGGCACACCAGAGUGGAAUACUGACUAAAUGCUUAAGAUCAGAACACAAUCAUGAAUUCUCAUUUUAUGUUACAUUGUUUUAUUAGCUUUCCUUCUGAAAAACAUAGAAACUUCUAAAGAGUGUUAAUGAUGAAUGCAACAAUACAAGCUCAUCAAUGCUCAUGACUUGUUUGAUCCAUUAUUCAAAGGCAGAUAAAUCAUGUGCAUGUAAAUAACAACCUGUGAGUGAUUAUCCAAAACCUUUGGGGGUUAUCAACUCCAGAAAGGAAGUUUUUUUGUGACAGCAACUGACACAAAGUUGGAGGUUUGGUAGGAAUAGAUAAGUUACCUGUUGCCGAGGCUUUUUAUUUUUUUCCACUCGCCGCCAUAAAAAAGGGCAUAACUUCAUGGUUAUUUAACAUAUUUCAGUAAGGUUUUCAGUAUUCUAAAGUGCAAAGGUGUGCCCUUUUACUCAGCAUAAAAUUAGAAAGGUGUCAUUAUAAGCACUCAAGAAUGAUCAUGUAGUGUUCAUGAUUGUUGCUCACUGAAAUUUUGAUUCAUGAAUAAAUUGGCUAGGGGAUAGCCUAUUUUUUUGAUAAAUUGUGCUGAAAUAUAGUGCAAGUGAAAGAUCAAUUUCUGAUGAUUACUGUGAUAUAUAGUUAUGGGGGUGGUAUUGAUUGACACUAAAAAGUUAUUUCCCAGUUUUUGUGACUAGGUGCGGUCGCAGUAAAUUACCUCUCAGAAACUUGGUAACUAAAGGGUUAAGUGUUAAUGUUAAAGUUUUUGUAGGCGCCUUUGAACAGUAGGAUACUGGCGCAGUAUAAAUCUUUUAUUAUUAUUAUUAUUAUUAUUAUUAUUAAGAAAGUAAAAACAUUUAGCUUAUAUACUUAAAAUUUUUGUACAAGGCCUCUGCAUAACUUGUGCAUUUAUUACUUUUCUUUCAAUGCUCAUCACUCGUUAGACUUCUUUAGUUCCUGUCUGAGAUUCUUGAGGGUAAUUCGGACACAUUCAUUGUACAAAAGAAUUAAUAUUCUUCUCAAGAUGUUUUCAAAUAGACAAAAACAUUGUGUCCUUCUUUGGUAUGUUCAUUUUUGUCUUUAUUAACUGGCUCUGCUAUGCAGUGCCAGGGCUCUUUAUACCCUUUUCUCCUUAAUGUCAAUAUGAUUAUUCUCCACACUGUUCUCUAUACAUUUCCUAAGGUGCUGACAAGGAGAAUUAGUUUAACAGUCAAGAGCCUCUUUAGUUGAUCAUUUCCUUAAUUCUCGUGACCUCUGUGUGAUUCAAAGGUGAUUAUUGUAAGUAGAAAUUAGAUAGUAGUCACUCUUAGAUGUAAAAGAGCUAAACCUCAAGAACAAUCAGUAAAAUUGCUGAAUCAUUCAUUAAAAUUGUAAGAAUAAAGCAAAUAUUUGACAAACCA
Stylophora pistillata is the source of this 1891-nucleotide messenger RNA. RefSeq lists its product as uncharacterized. NCBI's taxonomy places the organism in Eukaryota, Metazoa, Cnidaria, Anthozoa, Scleractinia, Pocilloporidae. The record is from RefSeq and is a predicted model, not a curated record.